UCGUCAGUUAAUUCCGGGGUGAUAUCGCGAUCGUUUCGCAAAAGUUCCGUCGAACUUUCGAACUCGAAAUUUCGUGGGGUCUCUUGUAUCUCGGUCCCUGAAAUCUUACGACCGUUUUGAAUUUUUGAGCACCAGAAAUAAUUGGGUGUGAUUGGCACGAUGCAUCAAAACAAGCGCCCAGACGUGGCAGACCUCUGACAAUUAUCUACUUUGGAUGUUUUAUUAUAUUUUCUCGCAUUUGUUAAAGAACCGAGCAAAAAUGGGCGAAGAAGUGCACAGGAUCGACAACAAUACGCUUAACGAAGUACUAAAUAGAAGCAACGAAGUAGAUCCGAAACUUUACGACAGAUAUCUAACGAACCAAGCCAUUGAUGAGCCGGCGUAUACAACUCUCAUAGUCAUGUAUUGUUUCCUUAUUGUGAUGGGAGCCUUGGGAAACACACUUGUCAUUAUUUCCGUCGUGAGGAAACCUGCGAUGCGCACACCGAGGAAUAUGUUUAUAGUCAAUUUAGCGGUGGCAGAUCUGUUGCUAUGCACCGUCACGAUGCCUUUAACCCUGAUGGAAAUCCUGACGAAAUAUUUCCCGUUGGGAAAUAACCUUUUCGUUUGCAAAAUCAUCGGCAUUUUGCAGGCCACCAGCACUUACGUUUCGACCAUUUCCAUUACCGCCAUCGCCUUGGACAGAUACCAGGUGAUAGUCUAUCCGACGAAAGAAAACUUGCAGCUGUUUGGAGCUGCCUUGAUACUACUCCUUAUAUGGAUAGUGGCCCUUUUGUUGGCUAUGCCGCUUUUCAUCAUCAGACAUCUGAAACACCACGAGAUCCAGAUAUCCGGGAAUGACCAGCUCAGCUUGGAUUUCUGCAUAGAAAAUUGGCCCAUCGAACACGGUCGUGCUUAUUACUCGAUCUUUUCGUUGAUUUUUCAGUACACCCUGCCAAUUAUCAUCGUAACGGCAGCGUACGUGAGGAUAUCGUACAAGUUGCGUUAUCGAUUCGCAGCGGGAUUCGUAAGUACUGAGGAUUCGCUUCAGAAAAGUAGGAGACAGUUGCGCGGACGCAGGCUCCAAAGAACCAAUAUUCUUUUGGGUUCCAUUGCGAUUAUAUUCUGCAUAAGCUGGUUACCGCUAAAUCUGUUCAAUUUGAUCGCAGACCUGCUCGCGGAUUCCAAGAGUUUCACUACGCAACCGAUGAUGGUUUGUUACGCGAUAUGCCACAUGAUGGGCAUGUCUUCGGCGUGUUCGAAUCCGAUCCUGUACGGCUGCCUCAACGAAAACUUCUGGAAAGAAUUCAAGGACAUUUUAUGCAUCGAAACGAGAACGGACAACGACAACGUCGCUGGAAAUUUUCAGCGCAUGUCGGUGCGAAAAAAAUCGCACAGGACGAGACCAGACCUGCCGACCGCGGCCACCGACUACCAACCUUGUAACACAGUAAGCACCGACAUGACAGUGUUGACAAAAUGCUAGCUGUUAAGGAACAUCGCGGCUCGCAACCAUUGUGCCGCUGUAAAUAGGAAUAACGUUAUUAUUAAUUCGAUUGUUUAAAAACUGAUGGGUGGUGCCAAGAAGUUUGUACAAAAAUUUGCGACUGUGGUACUCUAGCUUUAACGUCCGGCAACAGAUACACGCGAGUGGGUUGUGCUGGUGAACAAGAACUAUUUUGCGAGUGCAAGCGUUAGAUGUAAAUACGGCAAUUGCAUACGUUUUUAAUGACUGUAACAUAAUCCGACGAAGUUAGAAGUUCCUUGGAGCAAAACACAUACCAUUAUGGUCCAUUAAUCGAUCGUAUACUAGAUCAUUGAUGCUAAUCCAAUCGAUUCUCAAAUUUCCUUGCACUGGACGCCGCGAUAGCUUGUAUUAGAUAUGCGGUAUAUCCCCACCACUGGGACACUGUGCAGUUUAGAAGUGUCAUUGUAACUCGUUAAUUUAUCUACUUCCGUGUACUACCAACUCUUACAAUUUUUGCACAUACUUCUUCUUCUUCUUCAUCUACUUCCACCCCAUUUAUAAGGCUACUUGAACUUUAGCAGCUGCUUCUUAGAAUAAUUCCCCCUGAUGUUUUUUUUUCAGAUCAUAUUCUUAACUGCAUCAUGAAUCUCUUGAUCCAGGGCCCCUAUUGUUCCUAAAUUUGCUUUGAAUUAUCAGUUGUAAAGUACUCAAGUUAUCAUUUUUCGAUGGUAUGCAGAAGUUCUCUUUGCAACAUGUGCGACAUGCGUCGAUAGGUCCGUAGCUCAAAGGCGCUGAAGAACACUCCUUUUGAGUGUGAUGUUGGAGCUACGACUACAAACAACAUUCAACUUCUUAAACCAUUCCUGGCUGUUCAAUGCUAUAUCUCUUCAUUUCGAACUCUUAUUGAUGUUUGAAUAUACAGUUUCGUUUAAUUUUUAUAUAUUUUGUUUAUUGGAUGAUUAAUUCUAGAUCAUAUACCUAGCUUGCUAGUUAAUUAUGAUUAAUCAAUUAAGCAGAUCUUCUAGGGGUUUUGCCAAUAGCGUUCACCCUAUGUUAUUGAUGAAGAUUCCGUUGAUAUUAAUCUACAAUUGAUUGAUUAAUAAUUGGUGCUCUCCAAAGCCUGGUUAAGCGUCUGUAAGUCUGUAAAUCUGCUGCGUCUAGCGUCUAUUUGCUGUUUGGUCCCAAUAAAAAAUUGUUAUUAUAUUCCCCGUGAUGAGUUUAGUAUUUACGUCAUUUCACGUUUUCGAUAUAUUCUGCAAUGUAUUAUUGAGAAUCAAUUUUGGGGACUUACUUACUUACUUACCGUUGCAAUAACAGUGUUCUACAUUUCGAAUAAUCUGCUAAGAUGGUGGUGUGUUCGUCAUCGUAUUAGCUUAGCUCGAUUGGAAUAUCAUCGGAUCUGAUACUGUUUCUUUUGUUUUACUUUUUUUAGUUGCAUGUGCAACUUCAGUUUUGGUGAUUAGAGAGGCCGCCUGACUAUUAUUUUCAUUUUUAUUUGGAAUUAUUGCAUGAUCUUUAAGUAAGAGUUUUUCAAUGAGAAAGAGGACAUUCUAAAGUGCGCUAAAAAUUGGAACAAUAGAAUACGCGCUGCUAUGUUAUUUAGACUUUGUCACAUCCGUUUUUGGAAUUAGACAAGAAUGGUGGGUGGUUCUCCAUUGGGUUUCGACUUCGUCGCUGUAAAGGUGUCAAGUCAAGAUUUUAUAAACGUUGUUAAGUCUUAAAGUCGACUCCGUGUUCCAAGUAAAACCAUUUUUCAAUUAUCUGUAUAAAAAUUUGGGUACGUGUGAUCGAUUUUAAAAUUUGUCUAAACUUAAGCUAUUUCGAGUAUUGUGUAUAUUAUGAUGGUGCGCUGUUUAUAUUUUAUUGGGAUCG
Molecule: messenger RNA, 3319 nt
Organism: Cylas formicarius (sweet potato weevil)
Lineage: Eukaryota; Metazoa; Arthropoda; Insecta; Coleoptera; Brentidae
Gene: NPFR
Product: neuropeptide F receptor
Exons: 6
Coding region: 215-1465 (416 amino acids)
Biological process (GO): G protein-coupled receptor signaling pathway
Cellular component (GO): membrane
Molecular function (GO): neuropeptide Y receptor activity
Source: RefSeq, a predicted model, not a curated record